AUUCACCCCCCCCCCCCUCUAGACUUUGUAUUUCACCACUUUGGGACCACCAAUUGGUAUCGGAGCAGUCUUCUCACUGUCUACGUUUAGAUUAACGAGAAGCGAUCAAGAUGGUGAACAAUAUGGAACACGGUUUGCCCAAGUUUUCUCUUCUAGGUUAUGAUGAUUGGAAGAUCAUGAUGGAAGCACACCUCUACGCUCUACAUGAUUGCAUGUGGAUGGUGCUUGAGGAUGGACCCUUGAAAAUCCAAAUGGAGAAUCUUGAGAGGAAUCCAGCAACUCCAGACGUAGUCCAGUACAUUCCAAAGCCCAAGGAAAAAUGGGAUGAUAGAGAUUGCAAAAAGCACAAUCUGGAUAACGACAUGGCAUCUCUCAAGAACACCUCCACAAAUGAAGUCAUUCUCACUGGGAAGAGAAUCAGGAACAUCUAUGAAGUAAUAUGGGACGAUGUCAAGGAAGCAUGUCUAAUCAGCAAAGACAAGGAUGAAGAAGUCAAUAAAGGAGAUAGAAUAAAGCCCACGGAAUUCAUUCCAUUCAGAAGUCUGCCUCCGAAGAUUUCACAGAAAAAUCCGGAUUCAGACAGUGCUGAGCCCUCUGGAAAUUUUGACCAGCCUUCCAAUUUUCCGGAUAUCUCAAACGGCGACAAUUCCGGAAAUGGCAACUCAGUGCCAAUCCAUCCGGAAACACCAACAACUUCUAUUCUUCAACCAGAAGCUGAACUAGAUCAACCAGUCAAUCCCAAUCAACACAAUCUUCGCUGGUUAAGGGAUCAUCCUCCUCAACAGAUCAUUGGAGAUAUUCAAUCCGGUGUUCGCACAAGGAGUGCCCAACAGAAUCUAGAAGCUAUGCUUGCUUGUUUCAUCUCACAACCUCGUUUACAGGUGAAGGUCUUCAAUCUUCGGUUCACGAGGAGUGGUUGUAAGAAGGUUUCGAUAGACGUUUACUAUCGGCGAGUUCUUGAGAGGCUUAAAGAAGUUUACCUCUAUCGCCUCAAAUUCGAGGAAGAAGUUCUCGAAUUCUACAGAAAUGGAGAAAUCAAAACUGCCCAUUCCAAGAAGGACCCACAGAGGACGGUUCCAGUCAUCAAGUCCACUGUUGGAGGUACAAAAGUGAAGCUUUCACAGAAGAAAUUGGGAGAAAAGCUUCGCCUUCCCAAUUCUGGAGUUGAAGUUGGGAAAUUUCCAGUCAAAAAUCUGGACUGGAACAUCAUUGGAAUUUCUGGGCGAACUUCUUCUGGCCCUGCGAAGAAAGCAGAUCUAAACAACGAUUAUAAGUUGGUUUUGGAACUGGUCAUCGCUUGCCUCGAGUGUGGAAGUGGAGGUCAUGCCGAUGACAUCACCCAGGAGAGAGCCUUCAUUAUCAACUCUCUCAUUACCAAAACUAAGGUAAACUGGGCUGCACACUUUUUCAAUUCCAUCUCAAAGCAUUUGGGAAAGCCCAACCAGAAAUAUCUCUGUCAAGGACUAUACCUUGGACGUAUUUUGGGAUCUAUGGGUAUUGCUUCUAAAGGAAAGAAGUAUGAAGAAAGAUACUGGUUAUAUUAUCUGUCUUCAAAAGGGGAAAACAGAGCUGGUACUAGUGCCACUGCAGAAGAAAGCUCUUCAGAUAACAUCCCACUCAUCCAUAUGACGAAGACUACCAAAAGGAAGAAAGUGGUGUCUCCCUCUAUUGAAGCACCACAGAAUCUUGCUCCAAUAAAUCUUGAAGAAGAGGAAGAAUCCUCUGACCAAGGAGAACUUCAAAGGAAGAAGAAGAGGAAGAUCAACUCCCCAUCAACAUCUGGAAAUGUCAAUCCGGAUGAGUUGAAGGAGAAGGAAACUACUGAGGAAACAUCUGCUCAUAACCGGAGCCCUCAACAAUUUGAAGAAGAAAUUCCUCAAGUCCAAAGCCCUCCAACCUCAUCUCAGCCUCAAACAGAUGAUGCAGAUAACCAAUUCUGGCAGCUAUACUAUGAUUGGAAAGCCUGGAAAGUAUGGCAAAGGAACCCUGAAGACUUGCAUCUCGAAUACCUGGCCAAUACACCAGUUUCAGACUCUGAAGCAGAUGAUGAAGACACUGCAGUCUUCAAGCCAAUCUUCUCAAAAGCUACAGAAGAUCAAGUGGCUCUCACUUCUGAAGCAACAGCUGAGGAUUUCCAAACAUUUCCGGAAACCUCACCUGCCGUCGAAACGGAAACCUCACCUGCAUUUCAGGAAACUUCACAUGCUUCUGAAAUGGUUCUGACUGAAGUUGUUCAAGAGAAGGCAACCCCUCCCUCCCAAGAACAGAACCAGGAAACAGCAGAUGAAGAAUUUCAGCCACUAAUCCAAUCUCAAGUUUUGGAGAUUCUCACCACUCCUUGUGAGAUCUCCAAUCCUACUGAAAUUGAGAUCCCGGAAAAGUCAGCUGAAAUUCCGGAAUAGUCAGCUCUUCCAGAAACAAUGGAGCAAGCUGUUGAAGCACAAAGGAAUUCUUGAGAAGCUGCAAAAGAAGCUCAAAUGGCAGAACUAGAGGUCUCUGAAACUCAAGUAGCCAUUUUUGAAGAAGAGAAUACAGCUGAAGAAAGGGA
This is a messenger RNA of Cuscuta campestris, 2548 nucleotides long. NCBI's taxonomy places the organism in Eukaryota, Viridiplantae, Streptophyta, Magnoliopsida, Solanales, Convolvulaceae. The record is from the annotation of a GenBank genome assembly.